AUGUCGCCGGCGUUACUGGACUUCACGUGUAUUAUCAACGCUGACAUCAAUACUGUGACCCAUUAUUACACCCUCUUUGCCAUCGGAACUAUCAUCGGAUCGUUAUGUAUCGGUGCCGGCGUUAUAGACAUCGUUCAGACCGUUUGGCUCAUUGAGAUGUGGGACUCCAAAAGUGGUUCACUCUUACAGCUAUCGGAGUUUGGCUAUGGGUUGGGCAUAACUAUAGGCCCUCUAAUAGUCGAACCGUUUCUUGUGGGUGAUGGGAACUGUAUGAACGAUACAUCGGCUGUGAAUACAACAAUCAAUUAUAGCCACAAACUGUUGCCUCCAUUCCUAGCCACCGGUUCCCUUCAGAUAUUGGGUGCGAUUAUGAUGUUAAUCAUGUAUUUGUGUCACAAAUAUAUUCCCAACACUCAAUCGCAAGACAACCAGACGGGUGGACACGAGGUUGAGAGGCCUACUGAACAGACAUAUCGACGCAGAUAUACCGUACAGUUCACCGAUGAAAAUAUACAGCAAUUGAAACAGGUGCAGUUGAAUACCAGCGGUUCCUAUAGGAGACGAUUCUCGACUUUCCCAGUGGUUGACCCCUCAUAUGUGGGGUCGUCGGGAACGUACCGUUUGCUGGUCAUAGGGAGACGAUUCUCGACUUUCCCAGUGGUUGACCCCUCAUAUGUGGGGUCGUCGGGAACGUACCGUUUGCUGGUCAUAGGGUUGGGAGCCGUGUGUUUCGCCACUAUUAUCAACUGCGAGUCGGCGUAUAUCGACUAUUCGCCCACAUUUUUUCGAUACUAUUCUAAUGUGCAGGGAUACAAAACGGCAAUACUGUUGUUUGUAAUGACAUCGUCCUAUACCCUAACGCGCGCCUGUAGUAUAUACGUGGCGUAUAGAGUGCGCCCGCAAUACAUACUAUCCGUUCAUUACGUGAUUGUAUUCACGAGUCUAGUCCUCCUAUCCUUUGCAAACCACAACACUAUACUCAUGUGGACGGGAAAUGUACUUUUCGGCAUAGGGAUCGCCACCUUCUGGUCGGCCACCUUCUCGUACAUCGAGACCUACUUCGAGGUGACGGACAGAAUCGGCACAAUAUAUGUGUCUCUAUUGGGUUUACUGGAGAUCAUAACCCAAUUCAUUGAGGGACCCUUCCUCGAG
Molecule: messenger RNA, 1152 nt
Organism: Oppiella nova
Lineage: Eukaryota; Metazoa; Arthropoda; Arachnida; Sarcoptiformes; Oppiidae
Source: the annotation of a GenBank genome assembly